Messenger RNA from Penicillium brasilianum, 1098 nucleotides. The record is from the annotation of a GenBank genome assembly. Lineage: Eukaryota; Fungi; Ascomycota; Eurotiomycetes; Eurotiales; Aspergillaceae.
AUGCCCAAGUACGCCCUUACCACGAUCAAGAGAACCAUCGACAAGCAGACAGUUGGCUGUCACUCCGUCUACAGCGGCUCAAUCCGGACGGUUCUCGGAAACAACCAAGACCCAGGUGAAAGCCAUAUAUGGCAAUGCCAAGAGAUGCUGGGUUUGUGGGGGGAACAUGGCCGACUGUGCGCAUGUUUUGCCAAAGAAGACGACCAGACGGACCGCUGGGAUAAGGCCCGCCUUAUCCCAGCUGGGGCUAAUUUCAAGUCAAAGGAGAAUGCCAUAUUCCUCUGCAAGUCUUGUCACUGCCAGUUCGAUAAUACAUACAGCCCAGGAAUUGUUUUCUUCCCUGCCGACCUUGAGUUCUUCAUUGAACAGGAGAAGGCUGAUCAAGCAUGCCGGAAGGAAGCGGCCCGGAAUGGCGCGUAUGUCCGCCGAAGUCCACCCACAGGUGCUGCAUACAAGGCUCACCAGGUCGGACAAGGCCGAGCGGACCCAAGCUCAAUUGGCGGUUUAUAUCGUAUUGCCAUUAUGGACACGUUUCAUGUCUCCGACCUUCCAAAAUCCGUGCGCCGCGAUGUCCUUGAAUGCCGUUCCCAGUUAAAGCCAUGGCACGGGGAGCCAAUAUAUACAAUCCGCCGCGCAUUCAUCAUCCUGGGGACACUUCAAGUCAAAUUACUCGACCCGGAGAUCAAGAGACAGCUCCGAGAGUUACAGGACCUCUAUACAAGCGACGAUUUAGAAGACGAUGAUGAUGAUUCUCUCCUGCGAAGCGUUAAUCGCCUUGAUAGGGGCACCAAACGCCCACAUCCAGGGCCCGAGGAUGAGAAUAAUACCGGCGGUAGUAUCCAUGGAAACCUGGAGAAUGACGGUGUGUGCCCUGAUGAUGCGCGGACAAGUCCAAACGAUGGAUCUGGUUGCUUGGGUGAAUCGGACAAAAGACUCAAGCGCGGCUGUCGCUCCGUGGACGAGACAGCUUUGACCGGUCGUGACCACCUGCUUCUCGCCCCGCAUCGUACGUUAGCUCGGAGAUGGCGAUUGGGACCUGAUUUGACAACGGAGGAUGCAAUUCGCAUCCGCUCACACAUUUCCUUUUUGACUGCAUGA